Messenger RNA from Megalops cyprinoides (Indo-Pacific tarpon), 1851 nucleotides. It is a transcript of the gene ube2d2, whose product is annotated as ubiquitin-conjugating enzyme E2D 2 (UBC4/5 homolog, yeast). Gene Ontology annotation, molecular function: ubiquitin conjugating enzyme activity. The transcript is spliced from 7 exons. Gene Ontology annotation, cellular component: nucleus. The record is from RefSeq and is a predicted model, not a curated record. Gene Ontology annotation, biological process: ubiquitin-dependent protein catabolic process; protein K48-linked ubiquitination. Bases 326 to 769 code for a protein of 147 amino acids. Lineage: Eukaryota; Metazoa; Chordata; Actinopteri; Elopiformes; Megalopidae.
AAUAGAUGUUAGGAAGAAUGCGUUGGCGGAUGUGCAUGUCGGCGGAAGGGUUUCAUUUGAGCGCCGCCGAGUGAGUAAUGCGGUAGCCACUGGUGCAGGAGGAAGGACCCCGGUUCUACUCUUUAGUGUCUUUCAGUUUCGCCUUAAAAAAUUUAUAUCGGCCCGGUCUGUCGCACCUGGAAGGGGAGCGGUGACUUUAAUGUGAGAUUAGACCCGUUGUUUGUGUUUAGUGGGGGAAGCAUCGACCAGCGGUAAUAGAAAGUAAACCGCCAUUUUAAUCGAGUAAAACACACGUUUUUCCAGUGACAGCGGCACAAGCACAACAAUGGCUCUGAAAAGAAUUCACAAGGAGUUGAAUGAUUUGGCACGCGAUCCUCCAGCUCAGUGCUCAGCGGGACCUGUUGGAGACGACAUGUUUCACUGGCAGGCUACAAUAAUGGGACCAAAUGACAGUCCUUACCAGGGUGGCGUGUUCUUCUUGACCAUUCACUUCCCCACAGACUACCCCUUCAAACCGCCAAAGGUUGCAUUUACCACAAGAAUCUACCACCCAAACAUCAACAGUAACGGCAGCAUCUGCCUGGACAUCCUCCGGUCGCAGUGGUCCCCAGCUCUCACCAUCUCCAAAGUUCUCCUGUCGAUCUGCUCACUGCUAUGUGACCCGAACCCUGAUGACCCGUUAGUGCCUGAGAUCGCCCGCAUCUACAAGACAGACAGGGAAAAGUACAACAGAAUAGCUCGGGAAUGGACACAAAAGUAUGCGAUGUAGUUGUGGAGCGGAAUCAUGGAGAAUGCCUCUACAUCUUAAGGCUAGGGGAGCUUUGACAGAAAAGAAAAAGAAAAAAAAAACAAAUCUCGUUGGUUUCCAUUGGAGUGCUUUAUUUGAGCCACGCCUCCCCUCCCUUCUGCACCUAUUCUCUGCCCUCGCCCGGCUGCCAUGUUGUACAUAUUUCAAACUGCAAUUGUAGACCUCCUUUUGCCCCCCCCCCCUUCCCCCGUCUCUGCUUUCUCUCUCUGUCACAGGAUGCGGCCGGGUAGGGCCAGUCCGCAGUCAUGAUGUUUUAUGAUUCUAAAAGCAUUCCUUGCCCUUUUUAAGAACCGGGGUAGUAGGCUGAGACUGAGGGAUUUUGCUAUUCUCCCUUCCCCCCUGCCCCAUAUUUGUUUCCUGUUCUUCCAACUGUACUGUGAGUCAGGGGCAAAGUGUUUUUUUCUGUGUGUGUAAAAAUCUCUAAGGAAUUCUUUUAAACUCAUAAUAGGUUAUGAAUGGAAAUGCAAGGCCCCUCAACCUAUCUCCAUUCAGCUGGAUCAUUCUCAAGCACUCAAGUUUUUUUUUUUUUUUGUUUUGUUUUCCAGUGUCAUGUGACCAAGCCCCUCCCCUUCACACACACCCAUUACAGUUACAAUCUGCAGGUUUUGGACCAUUUAUUUAAACAAGUUAUUAGUUUAACAAGUGUUUUAUCCCCCCCCCUCCCCCCUUUAACUUUAGGUUGCAUUCGGCUAUUAUUGAAUUAGAAGCUAACCGCUCAAGUCAUACACAUGCACUCUGGGUGCGAGGGUGCAAAUUCCUGACAGAUGACUUCUGUAUAUUUAAUUACCGGACAGCUCAUGGAGCUGGUGUGUUGAUUAAACUGUGUAAUAAAAUGAUUACUAAAGUCUGAACUUUGAAUUCAAGCAUCACUGAGGGUAUUUGUUGAAAAAAAAGGCUUUGUGGAAAGAAUUGAUUUGAUGUUUAGUAGUCUUUUGUAAAAAAAAAAAGGAACCAUGUUAAUCUUUUUCCACGUUAUGUGCAGAUUUGCGUCUUAUCGCAUACAGAAAUGACCAUGAAUAGUUCAAUUAAAAUAAAGAAACGAA